AUGGGGAAAGGAAAUGGCAUGCGCGUGCGCUUCGCCAGCCCGCCGCGCACGGCGAAGACGCAAGAAAAGCAACCGCUGCCGCCGGCGCACGACGAGGCCCUCGGCGCCAUCCGAGACGCCGCGGCCGCGGCCGCGCGCGCCGCCCCCGGCGCGCCCGACGCGGUGGCGCUGCAGGGCCUCCUCCGGCGCCUCGGCCGCGUCGCGGUGCAGGUGCUCGAAGCGGAACCCGAGGAGAAAACGCCGCCGCGCCGCGCCGCCGUCGCGACGGAGACGGUGGCGCUCGACGCCGCGGACCUCGCGGCGGUCCGGCGGGCGAACGCGCGGGCGGCCGCGGCGGCCACGACCCUGGGCUGCCGCGAGGUGAGCUACCCGGCGGACCUCGUCGCGUUCCUGCGCGACCGCAGCGCGUACGAGUGCCGGAGCGCGGCCGCUGCGGCCGCCGGCAAGGACCGGCGCAACGCCCAGCGGGCGGUCGUGCGGGCCCUGACGCGCCACGCGCGGCGGCCGCCGAGCCCGGAGCGCCCGCGGCGAACGCGCCCCGCCAAGAGCGUCGCUCGGGACCCGCCCGUCGCGCCGCGCGCGCCCGAAGCGGCGGCGGACGCCGCAAAGCCUAUACCGUCCGCUUCUGACGCCGCGGCAUCGGCGUCGACGCCUGCCGCAGACGAGCCUGUAUUGCCCCUGAACGCCAUGGAACGCGACGUCCUGGCGGUCCUUGACGACACCGGCGAGAUCUUUAUGUCACACCUUCCUCCCAGCUACCGACGGGUACACGGAAAGGACCUCGACUACCGGGCCCUGGGCUUCGAGCGGCUUAAGCUGCUCGUCGAACGCCUCCCCGGCGUCUCCCUGCAACCCGGCCAGCACGGUGGGAUCGUACGGCGCGCGCGCUGCGAGGAGGAACUGCGGUCACCGGAUGCGGAUGGCGACGCGCAAGCCGCGCCCGCCGCGGCCGCGCCGGCGCCCGCGGUCUCAUCGAACGCCGACGAGAAGUCAACCGCGCCGGCGUCGGUCGCCUCGCCGCCGCCACCGGCGCGGCCGCACCGCUCCGUGCCGACGCCGGUGCUCAUGGGCGAGAUCGAGGCGGACCUCGGCGCCACGCUACGGCCCGAGCGUCCGACGCCGAAACGGAUUCUGCGGCGGGACGACGCGUCGGCCGACGGGUCCGCGGACGCCCCCGUUGUUGAGGUCGGCGGCUUUUACGCCGGCACCUGCUCGGACAAAGCCACGUUCGGCGCUUUUGUGGAGCUCGACAGCGGCGGCCGAGGCCUGUUGCACCGGUCCAAUUGCCGACUGGACGCGGCGGGCGCGCCGAUCCUCCCGGCCAAGCGCGAUCGGCUCUUCGUCCGCGUAUUGCGGAUCAAGGACGACGGGAAGAUCGACUUUUCGACGCUGGGCCACGACCCGAAGACCGGCGCACCGGCUCAGGACACGGGCGCCACGACGACGACCGCCCCGCGGGAAGCGGUGGCGGCGGCGGCGCGGAACGCGAAGACCGCGGCGACGGCGUCCGAGGACGAGCCGCAACGGCCGGCGCCGGCACGGCGACCGACGAGCGAGGCGCGUCGCAAGCCUGACUCAGCGCCGCGGGGGGCGCCGGCCGUGACGCCGGACGCGUCGCCGGACGCCGCGCGGAAGCCGCGACCUUCGCCGCCGACGAUCGACUCGGACUACGAGCGGCGACCGGCCGCCGCGCGGGCUCCCCCGACGCCGGCGCCCGCGGCGGUGCCGGACUUCGUGCAGAUCAAGAAGCUCCACGAGCUCCUCACGUGCGGCGCGCUGACCGCCGAAGAGUUCGCCGCCCUGAAACGGAAGGUCAUCGCGGCCUAG
Molecule: messenger RNA, 1827 nt
Organism: Pelagomonas calceolata
Lineage: Eukaryota; Pelagophyceae; Pelagomonadales; Pelagomonadaceae
Source: the annotation of a GenBank genome assembly